AUGAAUUUUAAAAACUUGACAGAGAUAGGCUCUAAAUCCCUUUCUGAUAAAGCAAAUCUAUAGAAAAAUAUAAUAAAAUUCGACAAUUACCUUAUAAACAUAAAAUUUAUAGAUUAAAUUAGGCUUCUCUUUAAACAGUUGCAAAUUGGAAUUAUUUGAAUACCAGAAAAAUUGCUGAUAAAUAAUUUCUAUAUAAAAUGUUCAAACAAAAAAUUAGCCUCAUAUAAGCGAGCAAAAAAUCUUUUGAUUUCAUAGAAGGAGAUUAAGAGAAAAGAAGAUUUACCCUCUGUCAAGAAAGAUCAGAUACAAGGCAAAACCGAAAUUUAUAAGAAUCAUCCAUCAAUUACUCUUCAUUAUAAAUAUUUAACAAUUUUGAAAAAAAUUAAAAAUACCUCAAUUUACCUAAAAUUAUUUAUUUUGCGUAAUAAAGGAAAGUUAGGAUUGCAAAACGGCCUUCUCGUGCUUAUAUUUAUGCCCAAUCUAAAGAAAUCUUUUUUAAAUCAGUCAUUCCAGAGCUAAAUUCUUUUCCAGCAUUUAAGCUAAGUAAAGUUCACCAUAUUCCUGAUGACGUAUCUAAUGUCUCAUAUACAGACAACGAUGGUGACAUUGAAGAAUCCAUCUUUAAUAUUCCUUCACAAACACAAUUUCGUGUUGAAUUUAUUCAAAGGGAUAAUCUCGAAGAAAUUGGCUUAAAAUUCAUAGAAGACCAAUCCUGAAGGCAAUUCAAAAAAUCCAAGCAAUUAUUCUCAGAUCACGAAAUUCUUAUCUAUGUGAAUUCAAGGCAAUCCAUGAAAAGUCGCCAAGCAAUACUUGGAUUUUGUAAAAAUCCUACAGGAAAAAUUGAAGUUUGCUUUGUAUUUUCUACCAAAGAAUUUCAUAUAAAAUCAGUAGGGAAUUCACCAUCUCAAACUCAUAAAUUUUUAUCAUUGAAAAGAUCAAAAUCGACACUUCCAUGAGAGAUAUCUGGAGUUUUAGAAAAAUUCAAAUUAUCUAUAAAUUCUAGACUUGAGACUUAUUUUUCUGGGUGGCUUUUGAUGUAUUACUUUGAUAAAUUUCAUAAUGAUCAAAAAUCUGACUGCCUAUGGGCUUCAAUUGAUAAUCAACCAAGUGAAAAUGUAUUCAACAAGGGAUGAUUAGAAAAAGUUAAAGCCAGCGAAGAAAAAAUAAAUAUUGAGGACAGACCUUUACAACCUGCAAAUGAAGCCACUUGUAGGGAAUGUGCAAUAAUAGCAGCUGCUAUUGACAAUAACGAAGCCAUAUGGUCAAGCAUAGGUAGCAGCCCUAAACCCCCACCCCCCCCACUCCCACCCCACCCCACCCCCCACCCCCACCCCCACCCCCACCCCCACCCCCACCCCCACCCCCACCCCCACCCCCCCCCACCCCCACACCCCACCCCCCUAAAAAUGGCACCCCCACCCACCCUUCACAGAUGGCUCCCCCACCCCCCUCCCUCAAAAAGAAUAUUUUAAAUAUAAUCCAAUUAAAGCGCUAUAUUGAUAAAUGAAGUCUAUAAAUUGCUUUAAUAAUUAAGAUUAAUUAAUAAAUUCAAAUUAAUUAAAAAUUAAUUAGGAAAUAUAUUAAAUUUGUUUUUUUAUAUUUAUAAAUACAAUGCCAAAAUUAUUGAUAAUGUCAGAAAUUAUUAAAUGAACCAAGCAUAAUACAAUAACUACAGAGUGCAGCGAAGAUGAAUACAGUGUAGGUAACUUCAAGAUGGAUGUGAUAUGAGCUAAUGCAGGAUAUGCAGAAGAUGGAUAAUUAGCUUAAAUAGUAGGUUUAAAAGUAAUCAAUUCAUAAAAUAAAAUUUUUGCGAAUUCAAGUAUUAAUUAUAUUCAUAUUUUCUUACAUGCCAUGCCUAUAUCACAUCUUGAGUUGCCAUUAUUCUUUUUGAUUGUUUUUUAUAGCAUUCCAAAACUUCUUCUCUUCUUCCUAACUAUCUAGCUCCCCCCAUUUUAAUUGGAACAAUAAAUUUUGUUCCAAUUUAAAGGGGGGUUAAUUUUUUUUUUUAAAAAAAAAUAUCAAUAUAAAAUUUUUUUUAUAAAAAAAAAAAUUUAUAUAAAAAUUCAAAAACUUAUCGAAUUAGAUUAAUAAAUUUGUUUAAUAAAAUGCGAUUUACUCUUUAUCUUUUAAAAAAAAAGCAAGAUAUAACUAAAUUUUCAUUAUUAGUUAAUACGCCACUAUUAAUUGGUAUCAAAAUUAUUUACACAAAAAUUAUUAUUUUUAUUGAUAAAAAAAAUUUAAAAACAAAAAAUUUUAGAAAAUUUAUCGAUCAAAGUGCUAAUUUUGUUUAAAUAAGAUGCUAUUUAUACUCUAUUCUUUAAAAUAAAGCAAGAAAUUAGUAAAUUUUAAAAAUUUUAUAAUGAAUUCCUAUUGAAUUUAUAUCAAAACUAUUUAAAUAAAAAAUAUCAUUUUUAUCAAAAAAGAAUAAAAAUUUUUUUGAAAAAAUUUUUAAAAAAAACAAUUUUUUCUUAAAAUUUAGCAAUUAAGGAUAAUAAAUUUAUUUAAAUAAGAUGAUCUUUAUACUCUCUUCUUUAAACAAGAACAAGAUAUAACUAAAUUUUUGAUUUUAGUUAAGAAACAUUUAACUUAUAUCAAAACAUUUUACAUAAAAAUUAUAUAUAAUUUUUUAUUAUAAAAUUAAAUUUUGUUCCAAUUUAAAGGGGGUUAAUUUAGCAAAAAAGUGGAAAUUUUACCUAUAUUUUGUUCCAAUUUAAAGAGGGGGGGAGUAAUAGCAUUUCCUUUAUUAUAAUAAUAAUCUCCACAGUUUGGAUUUUUUAAUUGCAUCGUUGCAAUGUUUUAGUGUUUUUUCAUAACUCUUUCCAUUAUAGAAGAUGACUCCUAUGUUAUUGUAUGCAUCAGCAUAAUUUUGGAUCAACUCUGAUAGCUUAUUUAUAGCAUUCCAUAUCUUAUUCUCUACUGCCUAACUUAUAUAGAGCAUCUCUUUCAUUUGAAAAGCAAUGUGCUAAUAAAAAAUAGUAUUUGCUAUUGUCAGUUUUACUUUUAGAUCUCUAAAUGGACUCUUUAGCCAUUGUUCCACAAAGUUCAUAAAUAUAUACAGGAUAUACUGUUAAUUAAUACCAAAGAUCAUUAUGCUUGUCAGCAAAUUUCUUCAGAUGUGGGGUGCUUAGUAGUUAUAGGAAAUUUUCACCCCAUUCCGCCUACUCCUUAAUCGAUUGCGCUACGCUAUAUGAUAUUGUAUAAAUCAGUAAUUUUUAAUAUCUAAAAAAUAAUAAUUUAUUUAUUACGCCUGCUCUAAAUUAGCAUUUGUGAUAUAUCUAUACUAUGUUAAGGGGGGUGUGCCAUCUGUGAAAGGGGGGUGGGGGGGCCACUAAAAGGGGGGGGUGGGGGUACCAUAAAAAAAGGAAGGUGGGGGGGUGGGGGUGUAGGGUUGCUACCUGUGCUUGACCAGCCAUACCAAAUCCACUUCUUCAAGAAAACGACCACAGCUGGAUCCCUGCACUUACUACUAGCAAGCUAGAAUUAGUUAUCUAUAACAAAAAAGCCUCAAUAAAAGAAAAGUCAAAAGAUAAUAAAUUUAUAGUAAAACUUGGCAAAUUCUUCAGAGACGAUUUACCACUCGCACAUUGCUGCUAUGUUGCUGUUAAGAAUGGCAUUGCAUAUAUUUAUAAUUCUUGAAUGAAAGACAGAGUUUGCUGGGGAGAAAAAUUUGGAUUACAUGAAGAAGUGACGCUAAAAGACUCAGCAAAUCAACAGUCAACCUGGAGAAUUACAGAUAUGUGGCGAAUUGAAAGUCCAUCAGAUGAAACCAAUAUUAAGCAGGCAAAAUAA
Messenger RNA from Blepharisma stoltei, 3789 nucleotides. Lineage: Eukaryota; Ciliophora; Heterotrichea; Heterotrichida; Blepharismidae. The record is from the annotation of a GenBank genome assembly.